Durusdinium trenchii is the source of this 1298-nucleotide messenger RNA. Lineage: Eukaryota; Dinophyceae; Suessiales; Symbiodiniaceae. The record is from the annotation of a GenBank genome assembly.
CGCAUCCAACAUCAGCAAUCUGCUCAUUCCCAGGGCAGGGCUACUGUUGGGACAACACAAAAGCCACGAGCACAAAACGAUGAGGUAUAGCUUGGUAUAGCUUGGCAGGUUGGUAUAGCUUGGUUUGGAGUGAGGGACCGUAGAGAUUCCCCAGAUCCCCCAGACAGAUGCUGUGAUACUCUGACUCAAGAAUGUUAAGGGAAAACUUAUGCAGGUAAAACUAACAAGCUUGACUUGGAAGAGCUGGAACUUCAGGAGGCUGGUGGUCCGCGUGAAAAUGGAUUGGCCAAAUCCGCUGCCCUUUGGUCAGCCGUGUUGCAUCGAGCAGCAGAGAGAGGUAGCCGACCUUGCAGCCAUGGAGAAGGGUUCAAUGAGAAGCUUGAUGUGGGAGUCGGACCUGUUGAUGUGGAAGCAACCCGCAGUCACAGGUGCUGUCUUCGGUUGCUUCAACUGCUUCUUCCUCGCUGUUUACACCUGGGACCUGUCGUUGGUGCCAUUUCUUUGCAAUAUCUUCACCCUGGUGCUGAUGGCGGGCGGCGCUGUCAGGUAUGCUGCACCGCAAUCAGCAGACCAUAGCAUCGAGAUUCUCUCGCAGGACGCCAUCAAGGUGGCAGUCGAGAGCAUCUCCAAAGUUCUCAAUGUCGUCUCCCAGAAGGUACGUGAUGUAGUGCUCUGGACCACGGCAGAAGCGACCUUCAUGGCCUUCGGCUUUCUUCAGCUAGUCAGAGUGGCGACGCCGUACUGCAGCUUGCUACCCAUCAUGUGGCUCAUCGGAAAUUUGCUGUUGUCUGUGCCCUAUGCAUGCGAGGCGAAUCGGGAACAGUUGGAAAAACAUUUCAGGCCAUACUUCGACAAGGCCUGGCGCUUCAAGGCGCAGCCGCCCUUUCAGCACCCAUAAUUUUUUUUUGGUGUGGGUCAUUCAGCAGACCAUUUGCGCAUGUAUGUUUGUACAAUUUUGUAUUCCAUUGUAUCACACAUGUAUUUUAUCCAAACAUACCUUUUGCCCACCCCAAACUACUCAUUGAUAAGUGAACGUUGUGCUGUUUGAAACCAGUUUUCGGUUCCGUCAAACAGCUAUUGGCGAAAAUCGAGGCACGGCCUCUUGAGAGGACUGCAGACUGACUUAGUUUUACUUGUUUGGACGUUAUUGUUUUCAGCAAGCGAUCAUCUCAGGAGGAUUUGGUGGCAAAAGUACCCAAGUACACGGACGUGGUGAAAGACUAGGACUCGGUCGAGCUGAAAUGUCUUCUGAGCAGGAUUUGCUUGGCAUUGCUCAUGAGUGCAAGGACGAGGUGCGA